Arachis ipaensis is the source of this 1398-nucleotide messenger RNA. RefSeq names its product zinc-finger homeodomain protein 4. Gene Ontology annotation, biological process: regulation of developmental process; regulation of DNA-templated transcription. The record is from RefSeq and is a predicted model, not a curated record. Gene Ontology annotation, cellular component: nucleus. Lineage: Eukaryota; Viridiplantae; Streptophyta; Magnoliopsida; Fabales; Fabaceae. Gene Ontology annotation, molecular function: DNA-binding transcription factor activity; transcription cis-regulatory region binding.
CGUCUCUCUCUUUCUCUCUCUUUCUAUAAGCUCUUGCUUUACUGCUUCACUAUCAAACCAACCUCCAUCCAUUACUUCUCCAUUUUUCAAAUCCUCUUCAACUAGUGUGUAUCUCAUGCAUCAUCGCUAGUAGUUCAUUCCCAUGCCCUAAAUUCUCAUUCCUCCUCUUUAAUUUCCUCUCUUCUUCUUCUUCUGCCUUAGUUAAUUAACAAGCUAGCUAAUUAGGGCAAAACACUGGAUUAUUCUACCUCUCUCUUCAGUGGAUGUGUUUCUUGGCUUUGCUUUUCAAACAUAGAUAGUAUAUAGGGUUUGAAAAAACAGAAUGGAACUUUCGAGUCAAGAAGGAGAUAUACCAAUCGCAGUAAACACCACCGCCAAUUAUGGUGGCAAUGGCCAUGGCGCCCACAUCAACAUUCACCACACCCAAAACCCUUCCAAUGGCUCCUCUAUGCACCCGCUCGACAAUGGACCCUACAAUAGCAAGCAGGAGGAGGAAGAGGAGGAGGAGGUGGUGGUGCCGCUCGUCAGGUACAGAGAGUGCCUCAAGAACCAUGCCGCCGCCAUGGGAGGAAAUGCCACCGACGGUUGUGGCGAGUUCAUGCCAAGCGGAGACCACGGCACCAUGGAAGCCCUCACCUGCUCCGCCUGCCGCUGCCACAGAAACUUCCACCGAAAGGAAAUCCAAGGCGAGCCUUCAGCCCCACCCCCGCCCUUGCUGGAGUACCACCACCACCACUUCAACACCGCCACCAGGCACCUCGCCGCUUCUAGAAAGUUCCUUCACAAGAACAUGCACCAUCAUCAUCAUCUCGGUUACCCUACUGCUGGCGGCGGUAACAUCCUUCCGUCGAGAACGGUGCCCCCGGCGCAGAUGAUAAUGCCCUACAACAUAGGCCCCAUGCCGUCGUCGGAGCACUCGGACGAGCAGGACGAGCGGGAAGACUGCAACGAGAUUGGAGUCAAACGCAGAGUCCUCAAGGUUUGGAUGCAUAACAAUAAACACAACCUCGCUAAAAAAAACCUUCUCAUCAUUCCCCCAUCCUCUUCUACUUAAUUCUUUCUUAACCCUUCUCCUUCUAUUAUAAUUAACUCUAUAUUCUACUUCUACUACUACUACUACUACGUCUCUUAAAUAUUAUAAUAUUUAAAAUAACAUCCUUAGUUAUUCUGUUAUCGUUCUCAUCAUGUAUGUCUAGUUUAGGAAUUUAAUUUCUUCUACUGUUUCUGGGUGGUAUUUUAAUUUGUUUAUGUCCUCAUCAAAUCCCCUUGUUAUUAGGUGAUGAAGGCAUACAUGGAGUUAAUAUUAUUAGAGCCUGAUGGAUGAGAUAGUGUGUGCGUUUAUUAAACAAGAUUUAUUUAUAUAUACAGGGCCUUUAAUUAAUUUGCUUAUUACUACUU